Molecule: messenger RNA, 1252 nt
Organism: Marasmius oreades (fairy-ring Marasmius)
Lineage: Eukaryota; Fungi; Basidiomycota; Agaricomycetes; Agaricales; Marasmiaceae
Exons: 6
Coding region: 244-1221 (325 amino acids)
Biological process (GO): regulation of DNA-templated transcription; nucleotide-excision repair
Cellular component (GO): transcription factor TFIIH core complex; transcription factor TFIIH holo complex
Source: RefSeq, a predicted model, not a curated record
CCUCUUUCAUCACAACCAUCAUCAUCCCACCAACCAGGAAUUUGCGAGGAUAUCAUCCUUACGACUGCGGUGUACUCUCAGGCCAACCCAACUUUCAAUUAUUUCAACGCUAACCGCCGUCGCCGCCAGCGUGCGUAGUCAUGGACCGCCCUUCCCAUCUUUCUGUUGUCAUCGACCUCGAUCCAUCCCGUUGGGAUACUUUGAACCUUUCCCUAUUCCUCUCUCAUUUGUUAGGUUUCUUCAAUGCCCAUGUCGCUGCCAAGCAUGAAAACACUUUGGCUGUCUUUGGCGCAUUCCCCGCCAAGAGGUCCCUUUACAUUUUCGCAUGUUUCGUGGCAUCUCGAGCACUCACAUGUUCCGCUUAGCGUCAUGCUCUAUUCAUCAUCUGAUCCCAUCGCUGAAAUACCUCCGAAUGAUGCCAAUUCUUACCCGCCCUUCAAGCUCGUCGAUUCGACUGUGGUGAAUCGCAUAGCUCGAGAGCUCGAGCUCAUCGCCGACGACGAUCUUGAUGCGCCCGUCGCAUUGGUGGGCGCCCUGACAAAGGCCCUUUGCUAUAUCAAUAGGCUCACUGUAGAAGCCAAUGCAGCCACUACCAGUUCUACAGAUCAGUCGUUGGAGCCUGUUGCCCUCCCAGAUCCCAGAAUUCUUAUCGUUUCCGUCUCCCCUGAUAUCACUUCGUCUUAUAUCCCCGUCAUGAACUCCAUUUUUUCUGCUCAAAAACUAAAAGUCACAAUCGAUGCCUGUCAGAUAUCAGGGCCUGAGAACGUCUUCCUACAGCAAGCUACUCAUCUCACCGGCGGUUCUUUUAUUUAUGCCGAACGUCAGGAUGCUUUGCUGCAAUACCUCAUUAUGGCUCUUUUGUCCCCACCAUCUGUCCGUCGAACGAUAGCCGUUCCCACGCAAGAUAAAAUUGACUUCCGUGCAACGUGUUUCUGCCACAAGAACAUCGUAGAUAUCGGAUUCGUCUGCUCUGUUUGUUUAUCUAUUUUCUGUCAACCGGUCCCCGUCUGUUCAACGUGUCGAACCAAGUUUCCCAUCAAGACGCUUCAGAAACUCAACAGUUCUAGGCCUCCCUUGCCACAAUCAAACAGCUCAAGGGCUCCCACUCCAUCGUCGUCGUCGGCGCGGCCGUCCACGACACCGCGCCCUCCGGCAACCCCACCGACAGGAAGCGAUCAAAGGCAUUUACCUCGUUCCGUUGUCAAUGGCCAUGCUCCAUAAAUCUCAAUUCUUGACAUGGGACGGCUAGUUC